This is a messenger RNA of Drosophila innubila, 591 nucleotides long. RefSeq names its product C-type lectin 37Db-like. The transcript is spliced from 2 exons. The record is from RefSeq and is a predicted model, not a curated record. The coding region runs from base 53 to 556 and encodes 167 amino acids. NCBI's taxonomy places the organism in Eukaryota, Metazoa, Arthropoda, Insecta, Diptera, Drosophilidae.
UAUAUAAGGAAAUUAUUCACAAAGAGCUAUUAGUUGAACUAAACACAGCAAAAUGGUCGGUAAACUCGAGCUUCUAUUAUUUUUUCUGCAACUUUGGCACGUUGCAAUGCCAAAUAAGACGCUCGAAGCUGUUUCCCACCCAAUUCAACAAGAGAUUCCAUUUGAUAGCAGUAGCGAAAGCAAUUUCCCAAUUCAAAUUGGCAACAAGUUUUACCAUAUCGGGAUCAACUCGAAAGUAAAUUGGUAUCAGGCAGCUCACAAUUGUCGAAAACUGGGAGGAAAUUUGCUCAACAUCGAGAGCAGUAAGGAAAUGGAUGCAAUCUUAUCGCAAAUUCCACAGGAUCGUUACUGGAUAUCUGCAAACUGUCUGGCAAGAGAUAGAGACUUUACAUCUAUAACUACUGGAGAGCCCAUGCCUUUUUUCAGAUGGCACAAAGGAGAGCCCAAUAACGUACACGCUACGGAAUAUUGUGUUGAAAUUAAAAGAACGGCUCUUAACGACGAAAUAUGUGUGAAUAAGUUCAAUUACAUAUGUGAAGCUAAAAUAAUGUAUUGAUGAUAAAAUAAUAAUAAAUUAUAAAUAUUGCUGGA